Talaromyces stipitatus ATCC 10500 is the source of this 462-nucleotide messenger RNA. RefSeq lists its product as uncharacterized. The record is from RefSeq and is a predicted model, not a curated record. NCBI's taxonomy places the organism in Eukaryota, Fungi, Ascomycota, Eurotiomycetes, Eurotiales, Trichocomaceae. The transcript has 3 exons. Bases 1 to 462 code for a protein of 153 amino acids.
AUGGCACCACCACCCCUCCCUCCUGCGAAUCCCGAAGAGCACCAGUUCUGGACGGACCCUAUUAUAUGCGAAGAGACUCGAGCUAGACUAGAAUACUUUCGAAGUUUGGGAUGGUUCCCCCCCCAAAACUACAAGCCUAAGACACUUGAAGGGAUCGCCAUUGUUGAGCGGUAUUGGCGAAAAUAUUGCAUCCGGUCAAAAGAGGAAUAUAUCAACUAUCUGCUCUUAGAGGACAAAGCGAUCUAUAUGAACUUCUUUGACUGGAUGUACAAGACUUCCCGUAAGAAGCUGCUCCAAUCGUACGAUGAAUAUUGGCGUCGCCACCUUUGCCAGUACUUCAGCUUGUUUGCACGGCGUCGUAUGAAUGGCGACGUCCAUGAUCAGAUGCGACGAUUUCUCGAUAAAGAGUUCCCCGCUGAACGCAAGAUCUCUAGACGCAUGAAGAAAAAAAAACACACUUGA